AUGGACUCUGAUGCCAUUAAUAAAUAUUUACAACAUGCUGAUGAUUGUCAAUCAUCAUUUGAACAAAAUUUACUAGCAAAUGGUGGUAGAUCGGCUGUAUCAACAGUAUGUAAUUCAUUAAACAAUAUUUAUAAUGCCAAAGAUUGGAGUGAUGAUCCAAUAAAGGCUAUUGCCACAAGUUUGAAUAUUCAAAUACCAACAACGUUGGAAUUAGAUACAUUAAGACAAAAACGAGAUGAAUUACAAAAAGAGAAAGAACUAUUGGAAAAAGAACAAAAACAACAACAGAAAAACUAA
This is a messenger RNA of Didymodactylos carnosus, 297 nucleotides long. The record is from the annotation of a GenBank genome assembly. NCBI's taxonomy places the organism in Eukaryota, Metazoa, Rotifera, Eurotatoria, Philodinida, Philodinidae.